GUCCUGUGAUCGCCGUUGAAAGGACGCGACCACGCCACACCCCUUGCUGCAGCAGGCGCACGUCCCACCUGCGACAGAGCGACGUCAUUUUAGUUUUGAUUGAUACAAAAUUUUCUUUCAGAAAACCACCCCCAUAGCGUGCACCUGUGGCAGAAUAAGAACAUCAGUGUUAUAUUUUUACUUCACGUCUUAGGUAAGAUUAGCUUAAUUUACAUCAAUAAUAAUUAAAUCAUGAUUAAAAAAUAACGUUAAAUUAUUUGACUGUGAAUAGUGUCCUUUUCAUUGGUAAUUUUUCAUAUUUUGGAUUCCCGAAAUUGUGUAGGCUACAUCCGUUGGUAAAAUACGUAGUUUCUUUUCAAAGUUAGGUACAGCAAAAAUACAAAUCAUUUCGAUAUCUCCUCCGGUGGGGGGGGGGUUUGUGUCUUAUCUAAGGUCUUAUGCAUCUGUAUCAGUUGUCAAGCUUGCAUUAUUAGCGGAGCAUUAUAUAGUGUCCUUAGCAUGCCACUACAGUGUCUUUAAUGUGCCACUACAGUGUCUUUGAUGUGCCACUACAGUGUCUUUGAUGUGCCACUACACUGUCUUUGCUGUGCUACUACAGUGUCUUUACUGUGCCACUACAGUGUCUUUGAUGUGCCACUAUAGUGUCCUUAAUAUGCCACUACAAUGUCCUUAAUUUGCCACUACAGUGUCCUUAAUAUGCCACUACAGUGUCUUUGAUGUGCCACUAAAGUGUCUUUGAUGUGCCACUACACUGUCUUUGCUGUGCUACUACAGUGUCUUUACUGUGCCACUACAGUGUCUUUGAUGUGCCCCUAUAGUGUCCUUAAUAUGCCACUACAAUGUCCUUAAUUUGCCACUACAGUGUCCUUAAUAUGCCACUACAGUGUCUUUGAUGUGCCACUACAGUGUCUUUAAUAUUCCACUACAAUGUCCUUAAUUUGCCACUACAGUGUCCUUAAUGUGCCACUACAGUGCAUUUAAUGUGCCACUACAGUGUCUUUAAUGUGCCACUACAGUGUCCUUAAUGUGCCACUACAGUGUCUUUAAUGUGCCACUACAGUGUCCUUAAUAUGCCACUACAGUGUCUUUAAUGUGGCACUACAGUGUCCAAAUGUGCUACUACAGUGUCCUUAAUGUGCCACUACAGUGUCCUUAAUGGGCCACUACAGUGUCCUUAAUGUGCUACUACAGUGUCCUUAAUGGGCCACUACAGUGUCCUCAAUGUGCCACUACAGUGUCCUUAAUGGGCCACUACAAUCAUAUGCAUUUAAAUAAAGCAAAAUAAAAUUAUGAGAAUUCUUGUUUUGCUUAGCUUCACUCCAUAAGAUUAAAGUCUUAUUUGUAACGGGUGUCUCAGAGUUGUUACGGACUUUUACGGACAAAACCUUUGAGGUCAAAGUUGUACGGAAUGUCCUUAAAAGGACGAUGUGUUUGGAAACCUGUUACCCUCAUAGCGCUCUAAGCGUUCCACUGGAGCGUAUUUAGAGUGACACUAUAUUGUAUUACCACAGGGUCUUGUGCAGGGUCUUGUGCAGCGUCUUGUGCAGGGUCUUGUGCAGGUUCUUGGGCAGGUUCUUGUGCAGGGUCUUGUGCAGGUUGUUGUGCAGGGUUUUGUGCAGGGUCUCACAAUAUUUUUCUUAAAUUAAGUAACUGUUUUAUUUACCAAAAAUAGAGGAAAGUAUCUACAGUACUUUCUUGGCCCCAUUGAGUUAUAAUUUCAUUGUAUCUUUUUAAUUUUCAUUGAACUAUCUUCAGUAGUUUCUUGCCCCUCCCCCCACCCCCAGAAAGUAUAUUUUCAUACACAGCACGUUCUGACGGCACUGCACAUCCAUCGAACAUGACGACCUCGAUGUUGCUCCUGUGUCUUGUCGGUCUUCAAGUCGUUGCUCAUGCUCUAGAGACUGGAGAGGUGGUGACCCCUGUCGGGAAGUUGAGAGGACUGAAGGUGGCUGCUGCUAAUGGCGAGCCCUAUUGGUCAUUUCGUGGCAUACCAUACGCUGUUCCUCCCUUGGGUGAUCUACGCUUUGCUAAACCAGUGCCUUACCCCUAUCAAGGUAAAGCUAUCAAUGAAUUAUUCUUAACUAGUUUAUAUGUGAUGUGAUAUAUGUUUCUAUGUAGCUCUGAGCCGCUGAGAAAAAAAACAACAGAAAUGUUUAAGACAUGGAGAAUUCUUAGUUCAAAAUAAUGGUAUCAUGUUUGUUAUUGUCUGUGGACCUGAAUGAAAGGGACAUAAUCAAUACCUUUUUAUGUAUACAAUCAAUACCUUUUUAUGUAUAUAAUCAAUGCCUUCUUAUGUAUAUAAUCAAUACCUUUUUAUGUAUGCUAUUUUCAACUAUUUCUUUGUGUAACUUUUGACAAGGUUUAGCUAUUCAUUAUGUACUUAUGGUGGGUGAGGACCAUUCUCAUUUCUUUACGAAUCUCUGGCUAAAAUCUUAUUUACAAAAGGAAUUUGUUUAAAUUUAAAUUUGGGAGGGGGGCUGCUGCGUAUGUGGCUUGCUAGUCCAAUUCGUGCACGGAAUAGUCUCUGGCACUGGGGGCAGGUGAUAGUUGCUGUAGUCGGUGGUCUGAGGUUGCUUUUUCGUGCUAGCCGACUCCCUUGGUGCUCUAAGAGUCAGUUUUAAGCUGUUUGGUCUGCGAUAAGCUUAUAUACAUGAGAGACACAAAUUGUACGUUUAUGUAGGCCAGAUAGGUGUUCAUUCUUUCAUUAAAAAAUAUGGAGAAUUUGUAAUUUAAUUCGCUUUGAUGGAUCUUUAAAAUUAUAUUUUUUGUUGUUUUUUGUUUUGUUUUUUUUAACUGUGACAUGAUAAAUCUACUUAUAAUAAGAGUAUUUAUAAUUUAAUUUUUAAAAUUAUUUAAUCAAAUGUUAUCAACAGAUGAAGUCAUUGAUGGAACACGGCAAAGAGCUUCUUGCAUUCAAGACCCUCAGUUUCUAUUACCGAAUGAAAUCAUGUCUGAGGACUGCUUAUUUCUGAACAUAUUUGCCAAAGAGAUCAACAAGAAGUCACCGAUUAAAAAGAAAGCCAUAUUCUUUAUUCACGGCGGUGGUUUUUUCUUCGGUUCAACUUUUAUUUACAACCCUGGAAGUUUUGUCACAGAACAGGACGUCGUGUUUGUAACCAUCCAGUACCGCUUUGGCCUGUUUGGAUUUCUGACCACAGAAGACGAGAAUGCUCCUGGCAACUACGGCCUGUGGGACCAAGCACUCGCUCUGAAAUGGGUCAAAAACAAUGUUGCCGCAUUUGGUGGUGACCCAAUUGACAUAACCAUAGCAGGAGAGUCAGCAGGGGGGUCUUCUGUAUCUUUUCUUACUCUGAGUCCUGUCACAAAAGAUCUGUUCACCAGAGCUUAUUCUAGCAGUGGAGUAGCGACAUCAUUGUUCGCGGUAAAUAACUUAAACAAAGAGGCUGCGCGCGCUAUAGCAAUAUUUGUAAACUGUUUGGAUAAAGAUGAGACCAGGAUGGGAAAAGAAGUUAUCCAAUGCCUUCGUUCACGUCAACUUUCAGAUUUAGCUAGUUUUCCAUUGAUUAGUAAUUCUAGAACAUUGUUUCAUCCUUGGGGAGAUGGUGAGUUUCUACCCAAAUCUCCAUUUGAACUCAUCAAAGAUGAACAAUACUUGGAAAAAAUUGGCUUUUACAAAAGAAAAUAUCUAUUUAGUCUCAACAACCAAGAAACUACCAUAUAUGGUACAUUUUUGUUUCUUAACGAAGCCAUUAUUUUUAAUGAUACGACUCUUUCUGAGGAAGAAAAGUUUAACAGGUGGCAGCAGUAUUUGUCAGCUGUGUCAGAAGAGGUGAUUGCUGAUAGACUGCAACUUGAUAAUACACCACCUGAAUUGCUCAAGAAACUUCGAGAUUGGUACCAAGCCAGAAAUCCUACGCCUUAUGAUGUACUACAACUUCUCGCCGACGCCAAUUUCAUUAUUCCUACCUUUGACUUGAUUAGCACUGUAGCGCGAAACAGAAACACGGAAUCAUGGCUCCUCUAUUUCAACCACUAUCCCCAGUUUAUGAAGGGGGACCUGAAAGGUCUCAUUCACGCCUUGGACCUGGCCUACUGGUUUGAUUUAGGUGCCGGUAAAAAUUUCUUGCUGCACCUCAUGGCCCCAGGAGCAACGGGUGUAUUUGAGGAGGAGGAUUUCAGGUUGAGAAGGAUUUUCUCUGAUACUAUAGCGUCAUUUAUAAAAACUGGGUAAGUAUCAUCAAUGCCAACUAGUUUAUUGGUGGUAUUUUAUUGUUUGCCAUUGCAUAGCUACACAUGGAGCCCCGUGGAGUGUGCAGAGCAAGAUGAGGCACGUAGAGCGUCUUGGUCAUCCACUGCAUCCGUACUUACCUCUGGUCGUCUUGACUUAGUCUUGCCACAGGAAACGGUGGGUCCGGAGAACAGAGUGAGGUUGACGCUGCGUAACUCUUCCUCACUUUAAACAAAGUCACCCGCGCAAGUCAUCAGGCAUCCAACAAACAAACACAGAAGAGAACAUAGAUAAGGUUUAUAAAAACCUAAAUACACAUAGAGCAUACAUUGGGUACACAUUAAGCACGCAUUGAGCACACAUUGAGCACACAUUGAGCACACAUUGAGCACACAUUGAGCACACAUUGAAUAAACCAUUUUAAGCCCAUAAUUUGCUCAUCCUAAAAUAAUAUCAACAUAAAACAUUCCAUAAAGAAUAUAACGUUUUAAAAAUAUGUUGAUAUAUUCCUAAAGCAAGAGUUCUUAAACUAUGCUCCAUUGACCCCUUAGGGUCUAUAAAUAGGUUUCAGUUUUGCACGCUUCAUCUCCCAUGUAUUUGUGUUAUAUGCAUUUAAAAACUUUUCUAAGUAGGGUUCCGCGGCGAUGGGGUCCAUGGAAUCAAAAGGUUUAGGACCCCUGCCUUAAAACCAUGUCUUUAAAAGCUGUUUCAUUUAAAUGAUGAGAGCAACUGGUGUUUCCUUUUGUUGGAGAAUCAAACUGCAUUUAUAACACGUUUCUGUUUUAUGAAUGAGAACAGAACUAACACCUUAGACAUUCUGUCUUAAACACAAUGUCUGUCUUAGAGAGUUUUGUGUUCUUGUUGUUGUUGCUAUAGCCAAGAACAAAACAAAAAAUGCCUCCCAAUAUUUAUAAAUGUUUGUCAGUAAUUUAUGUUUUAGAAGUUUUCAGCUUUCGAAAUUGAAUGUUCUUUUAACGUUGAAGUGUAAAUCAUUAUGAUGAAUUUAUAUACUUAAUUUAUACUAUUGAUAAGAAUCCUAACUUUGUUUAAUUAAAAGGAUUAAUUUUGCAAUUUUUGGAAUGGCGUUUGAAUAUUUAAUUAUUGAUUUCAAGAUAAAAAUGAUUUUCUUGCCUCUGUUGAGUAGCCUACUUAAAAAUAAGCAGUUUACCGAAAUAAAUAUCAUGUCUAUGUCUACUUUAUAAAAGUUUUAAUAUUAACGGUUCAUUCCGAAAAAUAAAUAGGAUUUUCUAGCUUUUGCUGAAGCAAAAUCCUGAAUUUUAUCGGUCUAAUCCAGGGGUCGGCAACCUACUGGGACGGAAGAGCCAAAAGUUACAAUUUACAAAAUUUCCCAGUUUUUAAAGAGCAACUAACAUUUUUAUUUCAAUUUAAUUAUGAAUAUUUGCGCAUGGAACUGGAGAGCCGCAUUUUGACAUCAAAAGAGCCGCCUGCGGCUCGUGAGCCGCAGGUUGCCGACCCUUGGUCUAGUCCAACUCUUCUACAAUCUUUUUUUAAAUUGAUUAUAUAGCUAAGCCACCCAAACUAACUAGAAACACCAAUUUUCAAUUAUAUGAAAAAACUUUACCGUUUCUAAGUGACAAAUUGCAGCAUCCUGAAACACCAAAUUCAAUUGAUUCGGACUGCUUGGAACAAGGGACAGUCUACCGCAUCCUUAAACACCAAAUUAUUAUUCUUCUUGCCUUUUUAAGGAAUAUAAUUGAGGUUGUUUGUUCGGCAGAUUCAGUCCCACAAACGAUUUGACUUAAACUUGACUUGAAAUUUUUAUGCAUGUUCAUUUACUACUUGAUAGGAUCUCCACUUUGUCAUAUUUGUGCCUGGGGCUAGGAUCUCCACUUUGUCAUAUUUGUGCCUGCGGCUAGGAUCUCCACUUUGUCAUAUUUGGGCCUGGGGCCUGUAUUUGGAUAAGGUCAUCCUUUCGUUUUGGGAUUCAUUUAAUUCUAAAUCUAAUUUGCUGCCACGAUGGCAAGAUGGUGAAUUUUUAACAUAUUUUAUUGAAAGUUUAAAAUCAUCUUCUCUAACUUUUGAUCAAAGUAAAUCAUUCAUUGUCAACUUCGUUACGGUCGGUGUUCUGUUCAUUGUCAACUUCGUUGCGGUCGGUGUUCUGUUCAUUGUCAGCUUCGUUACGGUCGGUGUUCUGUUCAUUGUCAACUUCGUUGCGGUCGGUGUUCUGUUCAUUGUCAACUUCGUUACGGUCGGUGUUCUGUUCAUUGUCAACUUCGUUGCGGUCGGUGUUCUGUUCAUUGUCAACUUCGUUGCGGUCAGUGUUCUGUUCAUUGUCAACUUCGUUGCGGUCAUUGUUCUGUUCAUUGUCAACUUCGUUGCGGUCGGUGUUCUGUUCAUUGUCAACUUCGUUGCGGUCGGUGUUCUGUUCAUUGUCAACUUCGUUACGGUCAGUGUUCUGUUCAUUGUCAACUUCGUUGCGGUCAGUUUUCUGGAAAUAUGAUCAGAUUUCGUCCUGGCCGCGGAGAAUUUUUUUUUUCAAAAAAUUGUCAGAGAAAACUUUAAUUUCUUGAUUUCAACCUGCGCCUAGUAAAUUAAUGUAACUUUCUGUUGUGACAGAAUCACAAAAUUAAUGUAAUUUUCUAUUGUGACAGAAUCUCAAAAUUAAUGUAACUUUCUAUUGUGACAGAAUCACAAAAUUAAUGUAAUUUUCUAUUGUGACAGAAUCACAAAAUUAAUGUAAUUUUCUAUUGUGACAGAAUCACAAGAAGGUUACGAGAUAGUUAAUAUGAUUUUAAAUAUUUGUUUUCCCCAGCAAUCCACAAGUAGCUCCUCUGAAAGAACUUCGCUACGGAUGGCCAAACUUUGACCUCUGUAACGGUUAUUAUUUGGACUUUAACCCCAGACCUUCCAUACAGAAAAACUUGAAAAGAGAAGUGCGACAACUGUGGGAGAAAGAUCUGCCAUCUUGGGCAUUCCAGGAACUGGCGCAUCAAGAUAUAAUUAAUUGAAUCCGCAAAUUCCCGUGCUUUUUCUUUAUCCAACUUUUAUACUUGUUAUAUAAAUAUUCGAUACGUAUAUCUACGAAAAAAUAAAAGUACCUAUCUUUCACGAUAAAAAUACCUAUCACACUAAAAGUACCUAUCACAUUAAAGUACCUAAAAAUUGUAUUAAAAGUACCUAUCUAUCACAUUAAAGUACCUAAAAAUCGCAUUAAAAGUACCUAUCCAUCACACU
This is a messenger RNA of Lymnaea stagnalis (great pond snail), 7384 nucleotides long. NCBI's taxonomy places the organism in Eukaryota, Metazoa, Mollusca, Gastropoda, Lymnaeidae. The record is from the annotation of a GenBank genome assembly.